AUCUCGCCGAGUUGCUGUUGUAUUUUCGACAAAUACACGAAUAGACGUAAACAAUUAUUAAUUAAUAUUCAUUAUUCGAUACUCAAAGAAUUGAAUUGACAGUUCAGACGCCAAGCACUCGAACCGUCGUCGACGCCCAAAUUUAUAUAACGUAUAACGAAACUCAAAAAUCAUCACAAUGGGCCUCGAGCGGACGGCAAAGCAAGUGGACGACGAAUUGGAUGGGAUUUGUCUACAAAUGGUUCAAUUAAUGGACGAAUAUUGUUCGAAUAUCGGUCGACUGGAACACUGUUUGCGUGAUGGAUGCGUGCACCUAGCUAAAAGUAGGUACGUGAUGGGCCACCGUAGCGUGUCCGACCUACAGCUACCAACGUCUGGCCAGUACACCGCUCGCUCUACAGUAGUGCGCGAAGAGGACACUAAUGUGAUCCGUUUGGCGUGCGACGAAAGCGGAGACGAUCCUAUCAAACGUUUUGGCGUGCUUGUUCCAGGUAGUCUACGCAAAGCUCAAGAAGGAUUUUGCAAAUGCUUAGAGUCCGCAAUCGAAGCGGCGAUUGUAAAAGCGGAAAUGGAAACAAUUCAGGGAAAUUAUUUAUCAUUAAAGAAUGCGAGAAGUCAGAUGACAAACGUAGUAAAUAAGUGAAAAUAAAAUAAACAUUGAUUCCUCAUAUAAUAUUAUAUAUUUAUGUUUUUUUUUUCUUUAAUAUUAAUAAAUGAAAAAUAUUUUUAAAUAAAAAAAAAGAUAAAUGUGUAAUUUAACCUAAACAAUAACAAUAAAUAUUUAAGUUUAAACUUUAAUAAUUGGGUAGGUAUUAAGGGUGAUUCUCAUUAGUUAUUAACCAUCAAUUAUUCUUUGAAAAUACAUUACAUUUUAAUUAAAUUUUUACCAUUUUUAUUAAUAUCUUAUGAUAUAAUAUAAUGUAUGAUAUGAUAUAUUUUUUUAUAAUUUUUUUCAGACAUUUCUACUACGCACUUGAUACUCUAUUAUAAUAAAAAUUCUUGUACGUAUA
Molecule: messenger RNA, 1010 nt
Organism: Acyrthosiphon pisum (pea aphid)
Lineage: Eukaryota; Metazoa; Arthropoda; Insecta; Hemiptera; Aphididae
Exons: 1
Coding region: 179-643 (154 amino acids)
Biological process (GO): vacuolar proton-transporting V-type ATPase complex assembly
Source: RefSeq, a predicted model, not a curated record